Molecule: messenger RNA, 648 nt
Organism: Larimichthys crocea (large yellow croaker)
Lineage: Eukaryota; Metazoa; Chordata; Actinopteri; Sciaenidae
Product: piggyBac transposable element-derived protein 4-like
Exons: 2
Coding region: 10-561 (183 amino acids)
Source: RefSeq, a predicted model, not a curated record
CCAGGGGCAAUGAGAGAGGUGAACCAGGGGAUGCGGGUCGCCCUUGAGAUGACAGAGGGAUUUGAGGGUCGCACUGUGACAGUGGACAACUUUUUCACUUCUUUUCCACUGGCAGAGGAGCUACACAAGAGGAAGAUGACCGUGGUGGGCACCCUGAGGAAAAAUAAACCGGAGCUCCCCCCACAGCUUCUUCAGACCAGGCUGAGACCAGUGCUGUCCUCCGUGUUUGCAUUCAGUCGCACCCAGACAGUUGUGUCAUACAUUCCAAAGAAGGGAAAGAAUGUGCUCCUGCUCAGCACAAAACAUAGAGAUCCAGCAGUGGAGGAGGGGCCAAAGAGGAAACCGAAGAUCAUAGUGGACUACAAUCACUGCAAAUGUGCAGUCGACAACCUGGAUAAGGUUGUCGGCACAUACAGUUGCAGUCGGCGAUCCUCCAGGUGGCCGCAGACACUCUUCUGCAAUAUCUUGAAUGUCUCAGCUUUUAAUGCUUACAUCCUCUAUACAGAUGUGAAUCCCAGCUGGAAUGAGAGGAAACUUUUCAGACGGCGUCUGUCCACCUGACCAGUAUCUGCAGCUCCUGCUUCACUGGCUCAAUUCCCUCAGUGACACAAAUGCAAAUUGUUAAAUUGUUUAAAUUGUUCGUCUUCA